AUGUCCGUAGAAUACAUGAAUAUUCCUUGGCGAGGGGGCUCUGCCACUAUAGCGCAGAUUAACUUGAUGCAAGCAAGCUAUGAAAUCUAUAUAAUUGCUACUGCUCUGGGAUCCUUGCGUAGAGAAAUCAUCGAGCAGACCCACAACAGCCCAGAAGUUUUUUAA
Plenodomus lingam JN3 is the source of this 165-nucleotide messenger RNA. The record is from RefSeq and is a predicted model, not a curated record. Lineage: Eukaryota; Fungi; Ascomycota; Dothideomycetes; Pleosporales; Leptosphaeriaceae.